Hypomesus transpacificus is the source of this 7578-nucleotide messenger RNA. Its product is annotated as SREBF chaperone. Gene Ontology annotation, biological process: SREBP signaling pathway. The transcript has 23 exons. Gene Ontology annotation, molecular function: sterol binding; protein binding. Gene Ontology annotation, cellular component: endoplasmic reticulum membrane; Golgi membrane. Lineage: Eukaryota; Metazoa; Chordata; Actinopteri; Osmeriformes; Osmeridae. The record is from RefSeq and is a predicted model, not a curated record. The coding region runs from base 721 to 4770 and encodes 1349 amino acids.
AUUGGAGUUUAUUUUGUCUGUUUAGUGGUAAUGUUUUAUGUCAUUGGUUCUCCGAACCUGCAUUGUUGUCUGGUUGAAGCAAGUAUAGUAUGUUGCGCAGAGUCCACAGUUCUAAGAUGAAGGAAUGCAUGCACAGGGGUCUGGAACUCCCAACAGUUUUGUGCCAGAACUCAUGAAGGCCUUGAUCUGUAGUUUAAUAAUCUUAAUGCCAACCCGAAAAUUUUAUGACAGUCCCAAAGUAGCAAGGCCUAUAUAUUCUGUUAUGUGCAAACGGUCUCUCUAAUCUCCAUACACACAGGUUGUUCCCUCUUAACCUGUACUCAUAGCUGUACAGUACAGUGGAGUGAGUGAAUAAGGGAGGGGGUAGUGGCAGGGAUGGCCCUGAGCCUCAUUGCACUGCAGCUCAAUCCCAGAUUAACUCACUGACGGAGAGACGUUGUCCUGUACUCAACCGAACAUAACCCUACUAUGCUAAAGUGAAAAAUUGAGAAAGUGAUGGAGGUAUUUCUUAUUUUGGAGUGUAUUGUAGAAUGAAGUGGAGGACAGAAGUUAUGGUGUAAAACCUACUAACAGGAGAAGGCUUCAUCCAAGUCUAGUCUGUUCACCCUGGCUAGCCAUGCAUAUUGUAUUAGUGUGAACCUGUACAGUUGAUUUGUGUUUACUGCUUGGUGUAUUUAUAGUCCAAGAUCAAGCGACUCCGAAGGUGAAUUCCUUCGGGGAAUGUUUCCGGAGCUCUCUUGCGGUAGAACGCCAGAGCAAUCACGGACUUUAGCAGAGGUGUCUGAAAAGAGAGCUCUGUUUAGGUCAAGGAUUUCCAAUAGACCUAAACAACCAAGACACUGUGCUUUUGGAGAAGGCAAAUGGUCAGGAGCGAGGGGGGGAGCCAGGACUUCCUACAACAGGUCCCUGGAUGCCCCGCGGCGCAACCUCCUUGGCCACCUGGCUCCCCCUGAUGGCAGGCAGCUGACCCCGCCCCCCAGGAUGACUGUGCGAGAGCGUCUGCGGGACAAGAUCUCAGCAGCAUUCUACCGCCACGGGCUGCUCUGUGCCUCUUACCCGGUGCCCAUCAUCCUCUUCACCUCUGCCAGUAUCCUGACCUGCUGUUACCCUCUGUUGAGGCUGCCUCUGCCAGGUACGGGCCCAGUAGAGUUCACUACUGGGGUCAGAGAUUACAAUGUCCCUUCCCAUGAGCCCCAGGGGGACCUUGGUGAACGACCUGACUGGUACCAGGGUCCUCCUGUGGCGUACAUCCAGCAGGUGUUGGUGAAGGCGGCAGUGUCUCCCUGGGACAGCAGCUUGGUACCGGUGGACGUGUUUCGCUCACCGCUCGGCAGGGUCUUCAGCCUGCUGGAGGAGAUCCGCAACCAUGUAUACUCUGACAGUUCUGGGAUCCGAAGCUUAGAGGCAUUCUGCCUGCAAGUUACAGACCUGUUGCCAGGGCUUCGGCGCAUGCAGGCCCUUCUGCCGGAGCAUGCCUGUCUGCUGAUCUCCCCUGGAAACUACUGGCAAAACCAGCGGGAUCUUUUCGACUCGGACCCUGACCUCCUGAAAACCGUCCACCAGCAUGAGCCCAAAGGCCUGCAUACCUCUGCUACACUGAGAGACCUUCUCUUUGGCGUCCCAGGGAAACACACAGGCGUCACCCUAUACAGCAGGAAGAGGGUGGUCACCUACACCAUCACGAUAGCGCUAGGCAACUAUGACGCCAGGUUCCUGGGGAGCCUGCGGGCACGUCUGAAACAGCUGCACCCCUCUGUGAACUGCAGCCUAAGGGAGGACCACAUGGUGCAUGUCCACUUCAAAGAAGAGAUCGGCAUCGCUGAGCUCAUCCCUUUGGUCACCACUUACAUCAUUCUGUUUGCCUAUAUCUACUUCUCUACACGUAAAAUUGACAUGGUGAAGUCCAAAUGGGGCUUAGCGCUGGCUGCUGUGGUAACGGUCCUGAGCUCUCUGCUCAUGUCUGUGGGGCUCUGCACUUUGUUCGGCCUAACACCAACUCUUAACGGAGGAGAGAUAUUUCCCUACCUGGUGGUGGUGAUUGGUCUUGAGAAUGUUCUCGUCCUUACCAAGUCGGUGGUGUCCACCCCGGUUGACCUUGAGGUGAAACUGCGCAUUGCCCAGGGCCUUAGUAAUGAGAGCUGGUCUAUCAUGAAGAACAUGGCCACCGAGCUUUGCAUCAUUCUCAUCGGGUAUUUCACGUUGGUGCCGGCCAUUCAGGAGUUCUGUCUCUUUGCUGUGGUGGGACUCGUCUCCGACUUCUUCCUUCAGAUGUUCUUCUUUACAACAGUGCUGUCCAUAGACAUCCGCCGCAUGGAGCUUGCCGACCUGAACCGCCGGCUGCCGGCCGAGGCGGGGAUGCCGGCUCCAAAGCCAGGCCCCCUGCGUCCCCGCGAGGUACCGCCACCCCCACGCCCCUCCCCCCACACCAUCACUUUGCAGGCUCCCACCUUCAGGAACCUAAGGCUCCCCAAGAGGCUCCGUGUGGUCUACUUUCUGGCCCGCACUCGGCUGGCACAACGCAUCAUUAUGGCUGGCACAGUGAUCUGGAUUGGUAUCCUGGUUUACACAGACCCUGCGGGCCUCCGCACCUACCUGACUGCCCAAGUGUCAGAACAAAGUCCCCUGGGGGAAGCUGGAGGGGGGCUGCCCUCUCACCUGGGUGUCGCUCCAGUCUUCCCAGGGGCAGACCCCACCAGCACCCUCAGCGUCCUCCCCGCCCCUGAGCCCACCCCCCUUCCCGAGAACCAAUCGCAGGGACACCAUGGGUCGGCCAGGGAAGACGCCCACCCACAUGCACCGCUUGUUCCCCAGAUCAGCUGGGGGAUGGAAGACGAGGAGGGCUGGAGGAGGCUUUCCUUCAGACACUGGCCCUCGCUCUUCAGCUACUACAACAUUACACUGGCUAAGAGGUAUAUUAGCAUCCUGCCCGUCAUCCCCGUCACCCUGCACCUUAGCCCCCAGGAGGCCAUCGAGACACGUCACCCCCAGGACACGCGUCACCCUUCACCCCCCAUCCCCAAGGCCUCGGACCUACAGACCGACCUCACGCUCUACAAGGUGGCAGCUCUGGGCUUGGCUGCAGGUGUCCUGCUGGUACUGCUGCUCUUCUGUCUGUACCGGGUCCUCUGUCCCCGUAACUACGGGCAGAACGGUGUCCCUCAUGGACGCCGUCGCCGUGGAGACCUGCCCUGUGAUGACUACGGCUACUCGCCACCUGUCAGCGAGAUCUCUCCUCUUCUACUGCGUGGACAUAGCAUGGAUAUUGAGUGUCUAGCCAGUGAUGGGAUGCUGUUGGCCAGUUGUUGCCUGGCCGGACAGAUCCGCGUGUGGGAUGCCCAGACCGGUGACUGCCUCACUGUUAUUCCUAAAAUUGGGUUACGGCGAAGCAGCAGCAGUGGCUGCUGGGAGCAACGUGAUGUUUGGGAAGCUGUGGGUAUGGCUGACCACGAGAGCUUGGGGUCAGAGGCCCUGGACGGCCUUUCAGACAUUUCAGGAGAGGAGGGCUACCCCCUACGCAGACGAACUGCCCCUUCCCACCCCGUCCUUUUUAAUGACCAACCCGACCUCACCCCGCUCAUCGACACAAACUUUGCCUUGCAGCCCCCCUCCCACCUUGCCACCCCACCCAGGGAAGGCUUUGAUUUCGGGGGUCUAGUCGAGAAGGCCUACCUUGAGCACGAGCCACCCUCAACAUCCACCUAUCCCCCCAUUUCCUCUUCUCCCCCUUCGGGAACUCAGCUCAAGAGGAGACUGAGCCUAGGGGACAUCCCGGCUCCUCAGGCCCAGGACAGAAGCCCUUCGGGGGGACAGACCUGGACCCCAGACUGGGACAGUUCUGUCUGGGCCAUGGAACUCAGGGGGAACCUUAUAGCUGCUGGAAGGAGCAGCGGCAAACUGGAGCUGUGGGAUGCAGUGGAGGGAUCUUUACGCUGCAGCAAUGAAGAUGGAGUAUCGGGAAUCACAGCACUUGCCUUUCUCAACAACAGGAUUGUGGCAGCUCGAUUAAACGGUUCCCUAGACUUCUUCACUGUUGACAUCAAUAAACCUCUGGGCCUGCUGCAGUACAGAGGGCCGCCCGUUCGUGGCAGCAUGCCCUCCUCGCCCUGCUACAGCAGCGAGGACUUGAUCAGCUGUCAGCUGACCCGCUCUGUACAGUGUGCCCACCAGAAGCCCAUCACCGUGCUUAGAGCAUCGGCGGGAAGGGUCGUUACUGGCAGCCAGGACCACACCGUCAGGGUGUACCGUCUGGAGGACUCGUGUUGUCUCUUUACCCUCCAAGGUCAUUCUGGGGGAAUCACAGCCAUCUACGUUGACCAGACCAUGGUUCUGGCCAGUGGAGGGCAAGAUGGGGCCAUCUGUCUAUGGGACGUCCUAACAGGCAGCCGAGUGAGUCACGUGUAUGGACACCGCGGUGACGUGACAUCGCUGGUGUGCACCACAUUAUGCGUGAUUAGCAGUGGUCUGGACGAUCUGAUAUGUAUCUGGGACCGCAGCACCGGGAUCAAACUCUACUCCAUACAGCAGGAGGUGGGCUGUGGAUCCAGCCUGGGGGUGAUCUCAGAGUCUCUUCUGGUGACAGGGGGCCAGGGCUGCGUCUCCUUCUGGGACCUCAACUUCGGGGACCUGCUUCAGACCGUCUACUUGGGCCAGAGCAGCGAUGGUCAGGGCGUCCGUCAGCUCCUGGUGCUGAACAAUGCUGCGAUCGUCUGCGACUUUGGCAGCGAGCUCAGCCUGGUCUACGUUCCCUCUGUGCUGGAGAAGUUGGACUGAGGAGGGGGCAAAGAGGUAGACGUUGUAGGUGGUGGCCACCUUGUGGCCUGGAGGAACAACAAACAUUCUGAGCUAUGAGUGUACGAGAUGACACUUACUGUUUUCAUCGUUGCCCUUUCAGUAAGCUCUGAGAUGCAUUUUUUUUUUAUGAAUAAAAGCAGACCCAUCUGGCUUGUUCCACUUGCAUGCAGGGCAGUUGCUGUAGCCAUGGUAUACUUUUUCACUAAAGCUCGAUCCUGAAUGUGGAUGAACCUAUGGACAGAAUAGGAGUCCUGGAACAAGAGUGAAUCAGCUAUGAAGUUGGAGGUCUGUUUGACCCUGAACUUUAGCAUAAUUUUGGGUGGUUGUACUUGAGCUUUAAAAUGUCUGGGGUUUACUAAUCUCAAGAGCUCCUCACCCAAUGCUCUGACAGUUAGUGCUUUUUUGUACACAAUAUUCAGGCACUGCCCUCUAUGCUGCUUGUGGAUGUGUCUUCUUUAAAACCCACCCACCUGGAAAGGAAUAUUUACAAACGUUUUUAUAUUCCUCCUUGCUGCCUAGCUAGAAAAUCAGUGUAGUGACCACGGAAACUUUAAGAGCUAUCUUGGGCCAAUGGCCUGGGCUCAGCAGUUACUUGUGUGUGUGUGUGUGUGUGUUCAAGUGAAUGUGUUUGAGUGGGAGAGACUGAGUUGAAGGAACUGUGUUGAUUAUUUUAAGGCUAAACACUGCUGAAACGGAACAAAAAUCAGAAAUGGUGUGAAAGGGUCUGUGCGGUCAUUUGUUUAUAAUAGAGGGAAAAUUGGAUAUGAUUACUGUAACUAAAUGAACCUACAAGGGGGUUGUUUGUAUGUUUAAAUCUAUUAUUUAUUAGUGAUGCAUUUUGAAAUUAACAAAGUGUUUGAUAAUUGUUUAACUUGACUUUUACAAGAUAUUAUAAUGUGGAAAAGAUGUCAUAAAUGUGAGAUGGUAAUGGUGAUUAAUAUAAUUGGUUUUGCUAGAAAUAUUAUUGAAAACCAUGAUUUAUUUUUGACUUGAGCAGGGUAGAGGCUCUAAACCUUAAUACCAGUUUUUGAGCUGUUAUUAUGCCAUUACUGAAGCUAUGAUAGUCCAUCUGAUCCGAUAGAGCGGAGGCCUAAAUACAUCAGGCCUCUUUAAGACCAUGUUCAUACAUUUCUUCCAAACUUUUGAAUAGCAUUUUGUAUCCGUUGGCGCGCAUUAAGUUUACCAAUCCUCCUAUCAAAUGUACCCAAAAUAGAUUUUAUAUCUGCAAACACAUUUUGCACAUUGAUAGAGGAGUAUUUGUUAUUUAAUGGUUUACAUUCAUCCCAAAAAUAUACUACUUUCUUCAACUUAGUGUGUACCCUGAUACACAUAUCGAAUGACAAUCCAACAUCAAGUCCAUUUCAACUGCAAUCAUUUCUUUCUUUGCCUUUUCUUGAUCAGUCCUUCAAGUUUUUAUUGUUUUUAAUCCUAACUUUUUUCUAAGUGUUGUUUAUAAGGAUGUGGUCAGGUACUUGAAGGAAGAAGGCACCUAAUAGGCAACCCUCAUAGGUCUGUUUGAGAUCCUCCCAUGUCCCUUGAAUCUCUCACUUCUGCACAAAAGCUCUGAGAAUGUAGUGUGCAUCGCAGGGGACAGCCUGCAACAUGUAUUAGGCUUGACAUGAACAACAUGGUCCUGGUCGCUCAACCUUCACACACCCACACAAACCUACUGCACUAGCUGGUUGAAUGUUGACCCAUGACGCUUGAUGAGCAGAUCCUUUCGGAACACUAACUUGUGCACUAACUGUUAACCCUCUCGAAUGCACAUGAUCAAACAUGCACUUUCAAAACAUCGACACAUGCACACAGACAUUCAGACACGUAGAUACUGACCUUUUAACGGCUUCAAACGCACACAUCAGACGUGAUUUCAGGGAUGCACUGUUCUUCAAGGUCAGCUGUGUCUGUUGGUUUUCAUUCAUCAUUUAAAUCAAGUCAUGCAUUUACUGUUACUGUAGAAUAAAUCAUGUAUAGGUAUUAUGAGAAUUCUAAUAUGUGGGCAUUUAAACCCUCUUUGUUAACACUGGUUUAACAAUGGCAUGAAUUGAAAUCUGAAUGAAGGAUAAAGGGAAAUCAAGUGACACCUCUUGUGAGUUGUGCAUCCCUGAACCUGAGUAUAACCAUUCUAAUUUAUUAGCUUUGCUUUAUGGAUGUAAAUAAAUACUAGGGGAUAUGGCUUUAGAGGAGAUGUGUACGUUAACUUUUUAUUAGUUUUUUUGUUAUCAAAUUUUGGAUAAUGUACAUUUCAUUUAUAUUGAGGGGCGGGGGAAUUGCUUGAAUAACGGUUUGGGGAGACGCUAUAUAACGUUUUGUAGAUUAACUGUUCAAACAAAACUUUUUUGUCAUUAGAUGCUGCCUUUCCUUAUCUCUUUGGGUUCACAAAAAUAUGAAUGUUCCCACCAUCUAGAAUUUGUAGUUUCUUUCAGUUCACAGAUCCAGCCUCGAAUAUCAUUUCAAGCCUCAAACUGUGGCGUGACGGUUAUUGUGAGGUAUAUGUGGGGUUUACAGAUAAUUGUGACAGAGCCCAUGUCAGCACUCCUGUCACUUGUUCUACCAAAUACAGGAUGGGAAGUAGGACUGGAACAAAUAGAAGUUUGGAUUCCCUGUGAAACCAUGGGCCUGCUCUUCUCCUCUUCCCAUAAAACUCUUCCCUUACUCAGUUGGCUACUUAAUGUAUACAUACAGGCUGUAGUGGAGAUGGAACUAAUGUUCUGUUCUAUUUUACUAUUUUUAACAAGAAUACAACUUUGUACUAAUUUCCAAAUAAAGAGGUUUUGAUACCUUUAA